Messenger RNA from Melitaea cinxia (Glanville fritillary), 2001 nucleotides. RefSeq lists its product as uncharacterized. The transcript is spliced from 2 exons. The record is from RefSeq and is a predicted model, not a curated record. NCBI's taxonomy places the organism in Eukaryota, Metazoa, Arthropoda, Insecta, Lepidoptera, Nymphalidae. Bases 1 to 2001 code for a protein of 666 amino acids.
AUGGCUGAUAUUAAAACGCAAAUAGGAAUUAUUACUGAAUUGUCAAACAAAAUCAUAAAGUUGUUAACUAAUACUAAGAAAUGUAGCCGAUCCAAAAUAACAAGAGGUUAUUUGGACACGCGAUUAGAGACAUUAAACGAGUAUAUGGAUUCAUAUAACAAACAAUAUCAUUAUUUUCAAACAAAAUAUUCGGAAAAGGAAUUAAAAAGUUGUGACUUCGAUUCGGAGAAUAACUAUAGUAUUACGGAAGAUGCCUAUUUGGAUUUAAAAACGUUGUUAAAGGAUUAUUUAUAUGAAUUAGAUUCUACUCAUACCUCCGGUAAGAAUGCUAAUGACACUUCUGACUUCUCAAAAUUGAAACCAAAAUUGCCACCAAUACCAAUACCAAAAUUUAAUGGAGAUUACAGUAAUUGGAUAAGUUUCAGAGAUCUGUAUCUAUCACUCAUACAUAAUGAUAAUAACUUGUCAAAUAUUGAGAAACAUCAUUACUUGAAAUCUAGUUUGACCGGAGAAGCCGAACAAUUGCUUCAAAAUUUUAGUCUCAGUGAUGCAAAUUACCAAGAUGCGUGGCAAAAAUUAGUUGACAGAUUUGACAAUCAAAGAGUUAUAGUAAACAAUAUCUUAAACCGCUUAUUGAACCAAAAGAAGAUGACAACGGAAUCUACACAAGGUAUUAAAGACUUAUUAGAUACUACUACUCAAUGCCUCGACUCGCUAAAGAAUAUCAGAAUUGAUGUAUCAAAUUGGGAUGCAAUCAUAGUGCAUAUAACUGUUAAAAAAUUAGAUACUGAAUCACACAAGUUGUGGGAACAGUCCCUGGAAAACUCAACUGAUAUACCUACGUUUCACCAAUUAACCUUGUUUUUAGAAAAAAGAUUUCGCUCUAUGGAAAUGAUAUACACUACGCAACCUAAGGAUUAUGUAAGAAAACCUAUGCCGCAAAAAGUCACUAACGUCAAAUCUUUUGUAAUGGAAAUGAAAAAUGCUUGCACAUAUUGUUCACAGAAUCAUUAUAUUUGCCACUGUAAAGAUUUUGCCAACUUAAAGGUUUCAGAACGCCAGGACUUCAUUAAGAGAAACAACAUAUGCUUUAAUUGCCUUAUUAAGGGACAUAAUGUUUUGAACUGUAGACAGAGUACAACUUGUAAGAAAUGUGGGCGACGCCAUCACACUCUGCUGCAUUACACACCCUUCAAUAAGACAGACUUAUUAAGUGGUAGCUCAUCUUCAACUGAAGAAAAGAGAGAACAUCCUGCUUCAUCUUGCAACACAGUUUGUAUGAAAACUGAAACUCAGAGCCACCAAGUAAUUUUAGCGACAGCUCAAUUGGCUGUAAAGGCACAAAAGGGUAAUACAUACAUCUUACGAGCGCUAAUAGAUCAAGGUUCUCAGGCCUCAUUCCUUACUGAAGCAGCUGCACAACUAUUACAACUGGACCGUAUUCCUGUGCAUGGCAAAGUCACUGGUGUAUCCAAUUCAACAGUGGUUACAAUAAGGUCUAUGGUGAAAUUUACAAUACAAUCUACUAAGCAAUGUACACAACCAAUUGAAGUUAAAGCUUAUAUACUUAAAAAACUUACUUCAUUACUACCUUCAAGGGAAUUCGCACAAGAUGCCUGGCCUUCUACAAUGUCUUUAGAUCUAGCAGAUCCAGAGUAUUACAAGCCAAGGCAUAUUGAUAUUUUGUUGGGUGCCGACGUGCAUGCUGAAAUAAUACAAGAAGGUAUACACAAACACAAGUCUCUUGUCGCAGUCAAUUCUCGCUUGGGCUGGUUAAUAUCUGGAAGAGUCUCACAAAUAGAACCACAAAAACAUGAUGUCAUUGUCACUCACACAAAAGUUGAUGUGGAUCAGUUGCUCAGGCAGUUUUGGGAAAUAGAAGAGCCCUUAUCUCAUGAGAAACCUCUCACAGAACUGGAAGUGUUGUGCGAGGAACACUUUAAGAAAACUCACACUCGUACUGAUGAAGGACGAUAUCGCUCGGUGACACUAAACUUGUAG